Caenorhabditis elegans is the source of this 700-nucleotide messenger RNA. RefSeq names its product SCP domain-containing protein (gene scl-2). The transcript is spliced from 4 exons. The coding region runs from base 13 to 636 and encodes 207 amino acids. Lineage: Eukaryota; Metazoa; Nematoda; Chromadorea; Rhabditida; Rhabditidae. The record is from RefSeq and is marked reviewed.
UUUUCUCCAAUUAUGAAUUACUUGUUGCUGGUUGUGGCGCUUGCUGUUGGCUGCUCCGCUGAUUUCGGCUCUUCCGGACAAAACGGAAUUAUCAAUGCACAUAACACUCUGCGGUCUAAAAUUGCAAAAGGUACCUACGUGGCAAAAGGAACUCAGAAAUCGCCGGGAACAAAUCUGUUGAAAAUGAAAUGGGAUUCCGCAGUCGCCGCAUCCGCCCAAAACUACGCAAACGGGUGUCCGACGGGACACUCUGGAGAUGCAGGCCUUGGGGAGAAUUUGUAUUGGUAUUGGACAAGUGGAUCUCUGGGAGACCUCAAUCAAUAUGGAUCUGCUGCGUCGGCAUCAUGGGAAAAAGAAUUCCAAGAUUACGGAUGGAAGUCUAACCUUAUGACUAUCGAUCUCUUCAACACAGGAAUCGGACACGCGACUCAAAUGGCGUGGGCGAAAUCCAACCUGAUCGGAUGUGGAGUCAAGGAUUGUGGAAGAGACUCAAACGGCCUGAACAAAGUAACCGUCGUGUGCCAGUACAAGCCGCAAGGAAACUUCAUUAAUCAAUACAUCUACGUAUCGGGAGCAACCUGUUCCGGCUGUCCAUCAGGAACGUCAUGUGAGACUUCCACAGGGCUCUGCGUCUAAACUUUAAUAAUGCAAUGUGUUUUCAAACUUUCUGUAGAUAAUAAAUAAAAUUGUGUGCUAGUUG